Molecule: messenger RNA, 1561 nt
Organism: Gamsiella multidivaricata
Lineage: Eukaryota; Fungi; Mortierellomycota; Mortierellomycetes; Mortierellales; Mortierellaceae
Exons: 1
Coding region: 202-1365 (387 amino acids)
Source: RefSeq, a predicted model, not a curated record
CUCCUCUUCUUCUUUCUCUCUUUCUCUCCUUUUUCUCCUCUCCUCUCUCUCUUCCUUCGCUCACUCGUUCACACAUACAAUUGACAUCCACAUCCAUCCCCAUCCACUUUCAGCUACAAUCCCUAUCGUUUUAUAUAUCCCCACCUCACAUUGUCUCUAUUGUUGCAUCCACCCAUAUAAGCCCUCUCUACCAUCGACGCCAUGAAUUAUAACCAACAUACUCUAUGCCCUCAACAACCCCAUCUCUCGAACAUCACCACUCAAAUCACACAUAUCUCUCCAGUCCCCUAUACCUCCACAUCAAAGGGUCGAUUGGUCCUCACAGGUUCUGGUCAAGGCCAGCAGAGACCGCGACUAUCGCGCGCUGCUUCUGCUGACAUUUACCCUGUUCAAUUGCACUCUCAGAGUCCCACGGUGCCACUGUCUAUCGAGGCGCUGAGGAUCCUUUCUGCCGCAGAACACAAACAUCCUCGAGGUCCCACGCGCCGCAUAAACGAGAGAUCCCACUCCAUCUCCUCAUCCACGUCCUCCUCAUCUUUCUUCUCGUCUGGAUCAUCCUGCUCCUCCUGGCCCUCCGAACAUGAGGCGGAUGUCGAGCAUGAGCAGCAGAAAUACAUGGUCUUCCGCAAAAAUAAGACGCUCCCGCCCCCAACACUAUCCCCAAUCCUGAUGCCCUCGAUCCCACAUCAGGUUACGAAGAGAUCUGCGCGAUCCGACUCGCCAUCAAGGUUUUCUGUAAGCUCGUGGUCAAAAGAUAGUUGCGCCAGCAGCAGCAGCAGCUUUGGCGGUAGCGAUAGUGAAGACGACCCUCUGUCGGAUGCCUGGCCAAAGAUUGAAAAGAUCCGUAUCCGUUCGCGGUACCCGGACGAGUCUGCAGACAACGCCUCAAGUUCCCAAUCGUUCGUGUCUGAGCUCCCACCGCCUCCUUCUCUGUAUCACGACAGCUAUCAUUGUGAUGAUUCGGUCUCCUCGCGCAAGUAUUUGGCCCUCUCUGCCUCCAUCUGGGGCCCUGGCUGGCACCAGGUCGAGCCAUUGCCUGCUUCGUUUGUCAAAACGAUGGAGCAAACCGAGCUCGAGGCCCAGGCACUGGCACAAGAGAAGGCUGGCCAGGUGGCCGCAAACCCGAGGACAAAGGCCAAAAAGGCAAAGCAGCAAGCCAAAGCCGCGGCAGCAUCAGCAUCAGCAUCAGCAUCAGCAUCAGCAGCAGCAGCAGUAGCUUCUAGUUCUGUGGAGGCUACACCCGAUGAGGGCGUGAGUCUGGGCAUGCCGAUAUCGACAGAGACAUUUGUGCUAAAGCCGACCAGUUCCAUCGUGAAUAUGUUGUGUUCUGCCCGUUUGCCUCGUAGCCUCCAAUUUGUCGAUUAAAAAUACAUGGUCGAACAAGCAUGGAGGUACAUGGAGGAGCUGGAUGGAUACAUUUCCUUGCCUUCAGCGAUUCCCAGUACUGUUACGUAUACGCAAACGAGCGACUCUGUAGAUAUUAUUGGGAGGUUUUUUUCUGUACUAGCAUACAUAUUUUUAAGCAUAGCAAGGUUAAAGUAGCAUACACAAUAUAUACCAC